CCCCAGGACAGACCUGAGGUCUGAGUGCAGCCUCAGCCAGGUUCCUCUGGGCCCCAUUCUUAUUCAAUAGCUCUUUCCCUCUCCUUCUGUCCAGUUCAUUAAUAGAAGAGCAGCUGCGUCCUGAAGGAAUGUCUGACGCCCACAGCAGCCCUCUCGGGCUGGAGCCACUUUCCAGCAGAUACAAACUCUAUGAGGCAGAGUUCACCAGCCCAAGCUGGCCCCCAAGCUCCCCAGAUACUCACCCAGCUCUGCCUCUCCUGGAAAUGCCUGAAGAAAAGGAUCUCCGGUCUUCCAAUGAAGACAGCCACAUUGUGAAGAUUGAAAAGCCCAGUGAAAGGAGUAAAAGGAAAGAAAGCGAGGUCGCCCAUCGGGACUCUGCAGGCCAGGGGGGCAUCCGCCUCUCCCAAGCAGUGGGCUACCUCACGGGUGACAUGAAGGAGUGUGGAAGCUGGCUGAAAGACAAGCACCUCGCCCUCCAGUUCAUAGACUGGGUCCUGAGGGGGACCGCUCAGGUGAUGUUUGUCAACAAUCCACUCAGCGGCCUCAUCAUCUUCAUAGGGCUACUGAUCCAGAAUCCCUGGUGGACAAUCACUGGUGCCUUGGGGACAGUGGUCUCAACCCUAACAGCUCUCGCCUUGAGCCAAGACAGGUCUGCCAUUGCCUCAGGACUCCAUGGGUACAAUGGGAUGCUGGUGGGACUGCUGAUGGCUGUGUUCUCAGAGAAGUUAGACUACUACUGGUGGCUUCUGUUUCCUGUGACUUUCACAGCCAUGGCCUGCCCAGUUCUUUCGAGUGCCUUGAAUUCCAUCUUCAGCAAGUGGGACCUCCCGGUCUUCACGCUGCCCUUCAACAUUGCAGUCACCUCGUACCUUGCAGCCACAGGCCACUACAACCUCUUCUUCCCCACGACACUGGUAGAGCCUGUGUCUUCAGUGCCCAAUAUCACCUGGACAGAGAUGGAAAUGCCCUUGCUGUUACAAGCCAUCCCUAUUGGGGUCGGCCAGGUGUAUGGCUGUGACAAUCCCUGGACAGGCGGCGUGUUCCUGGUGGCUCUGCUCAUCUCCUCGCCACUCAUCUGCUUGCAUGCAGCCAUUGGCUCAAUUGUGGGGAUGCUAGCAGCCCUGUCAGUGGCCACGCCCUUCAAGACCAUCUACACAGGCCUCUGGAGCUACAACUGCGUCCUCUCCUGCAUCGCCAUCGGGGGCAUGUUCUAUGCCCUCACCUGGCAGACUCACCUGCUGGCCCUCAUCUGUGCCCUGUUCUGUGCAUACCUGGGAGCAGCCAUCUCCAACAUCAUGUCACUGGUAGGCGUGCCACCAGGUACCUGGGCCUUCUGCCUUGCCACCAUCAUCUUCCUGCUCCUGACAACCGACAACCCGGCCAUCUUCAGGCUCCCACUCAGCAAAGUCACCUACCCCGAGGCCAACCGCAUCUAUUACUUGACAGUGAAAAGCAAUGAAGAAGAGAAGGCCCCCAGCGGUGGAGGUGGGGAGCAGCCACCCACAACAGGCCCAAAGGUGGAGGAGGGCUCAGAGGCUGUGCUCUCCAAGCACAGGAGUGUAUUUCACAUCGAGUGGUCAUCCAUUCGGAGGAGGAGCAAAGUGUUUGGGAAAGGCGAACACCAGGAGAGACAAACCAAAGACCCGUUUCCCUGUCAAUACCGGAAGCCCACAGUGGAGCUGCUUGAUCUGGACACCAUGGAGGAGAGCUCUGAGAUAAAAGUGGAAACAAACACCUCCAAGACAUCCUGGCUUCGGAGUUCCAUGGCUGCUGGUGGGAAAAGGGUCAGCAAAGCCCUCAGCUACAUCACAGGAGAGAUGAAGGAGUGUGGAGAGGGACUCAAAGACAAGUCCCCAGUGUUCCAGUUCCUUGACUGGGUCCUCCGAGGCACAUCUCAGGUGAUGUUUGUGAACAACCCCCUCAGCGGCAUCCUCAUCAUCCUCGGCCUCUUCGUUCAGAACCCCUGGUGGGCCAUCUCGGGCUGCCUGGGUACCAUCGUGUCCACUUUGACAGCCCUCAUCCUGAGUCAGGACAAGUCGGCCAUCGCAGCAGGACUUCAUGGCUACAACGGGGUGCUGGUGGGGCUGCUGAUGGCCGUGUUCUCAGACAAAGGUGACUACUACUGGUGGCUGCUGCUCCCCAUCAUCGUCAUGUCCAUGUCUUGCCCCAUCCUCUCCAGUGCCCUGAGCACCAUCUUCAGCAAGUGGGACCUCCCAGUCUUCACACUGCCCUUCAAUAUCACUGUGACUUUGUACCUGGCAGCCACGGGCCACUACAACCUUUUCUUCCCCACAAUGCUGCUGCAGCCUGCAUCCGCGGUGCCCAACAUCACCUGGUCAGAGGUCCAAGUGCCCUUGCUUUUGAGAGCCAUCCCCAUUGGAAUUGGCCAAGUGUACGGCUGUGAUAACCCCUGGACUGGAGGCAUCUUCCUCAUAGCUCUGUUCGUAUCCUCACCUCUCAUUUGCCUGCACGCCGCAAUUGGAUCCACCAUGGGGAUGCUAGCAGCGCUCACUAUUGCAACGCCCUUUGACUCCAUCUACUUCGGCCUGUGUGGCUUCAACAGCACUCUCGCGUGCAUAGCAAUAGGAGGCAUGUUCUACGUCAUCACCUGGCAGACGCACCUCCUCGCCAUCGCCUGCGCACUGUUUGCUGCCUACCUGAGUGCUGCCCUGGCUAACAUGUUAUCUGUGUUUGGAUUGCCACCCUGCACUUGGCCCUUCUGUCUCUCAGCUCUCACGUUCCUGCUCCUGACAACCAACAACCCCGCCAUCUACAAGAUUCCUCUCAACAAAGUCACCUACCCAGAGGCCAAUCGCAUCUACUACCUGUCACAGGAGAGAAACAGAAGGGCAUCAACCAUAACAAAAUACCAGGCUUACGACAUCUCCUAAGUUUCCCUCUCUAAAACACAUCACUGUAAAUUCAGCCUUCAGCCGGCAGUCCAUGUCACCAGGAUAAGGGGCCACUUAUCCUUCUUUUGGUCUGUUCUGUGACACUCUCCCCAAGCACAAAGAAACAUGUAUGUAGUCACUAUUCCAGAACCUCUCUUUCUAACAUGCACAACACUCAUCAAAGAUAAGAUUAGUCUAGUCUUUAUGCCCAUAGUUUGUCCCGUAAGAGCUCGCUCUGUGGGGAACUUGCCCUCUUCUACAAAACAAGCCUCGUCCGUAAAGAGAAGUCACAAAGAAAGGGAUAGAGGUCAGUGACAUGGUCACCCAACUCGGUCCUUUAAUAUAGCAAAGCACAGUACCAAGAACCGUGCCUUAGCCUGGAAGGCCAGAGGGCUGAUUCUGCCCCAGCUCUGCUGCUAAUGAACCCUACCAUGUUGAGUAAGUCCUUCCCCACUCUCACCCUCACUUUCUUAAUCCGUUUCAUGACAGGGAGGGAUUUGAAAGUCCUUUCCACCUCAGAAAUGUUGAUUAUUCUCUCCUACAAUCUGAUGAAGUCAGCAUGACAACAAGUAAUUACUUUAAGUAAAGGACAGAAGGGUUGCCCAAGAAGAGACAGGAAAAUGUUAACAAAGGUUUAUUCUUGGGUCAUUUGAAGGCUCUCUCCAGACUUGGGGUUAGGAACCUAAAUUCACUGAAAAUGCCAAUGUGCUUUCCUUUACAUUAUAGAAAUAUGUCUGGAAGUGUCAGAUGAAAACUGAUCUUUAUCAACACUCAAAUCAUAUUAUAAACAAAUAUAUUUCCCUUUGUAAUAUUCAUCAUCAUACUCUCAGUAAAUGAUUUAAAUUUGCAAGACGGCAUCAGGGU
Sapajus apella (tufted capuchin) is the source of this 3755-nucleotide messenger RNA. It is a transcript of the gene SLC14A2, whose product is annotated as solute carrier family 14 member 2. Lineage: Eukaryota; Metazoa; Chordata; Mammalia; Primates; Cebidae. The transcript has 19 exons. Gene Ontology annotation, cellular component: membrane. The coding region runs from base 129 to 2891 and encodes 920 amino acids. Gene Ontology annotation, biological process: urea transmembrane transport. The record is from RefSeq and is a predicted model, not a curated record. Gene Ontology annotation, molecular function: urea transmembrane transporter activity.